Talaromyces proteolyticus is the source of this 1836-nucleotide messenger RNA. Its product is annotated as putative AP-3 adaptor complex subunit MU. NCBI's taxonomy places the organism in Eukaryota, Fungi, Ascomycota, Eurotiomycetes, Eurotiales, Trichocomaceae. The coding region runs from base 1 to 1836 and encodes 611 amino acids. Gene Ontology annotation, biological process: intracellular protein transport; endocytosis. Gene Ontology annotation, cellular component: clathrin adaptor complex; cytoplasmic vesicle. The record is from RefSeq and is a predicted model, not a curated record. The transcript is spliced from 3 exons.
AUGAGCGGCGCUAUCAAAGCGCUCUAUAUCUACGAUGAAUACAACGCCCCGGUUCUAGAGCAUGCGUAUCGGUCUCGGCUGCCCUCCGCAUCGUCCCUCAUUCGACUGUUCCUCGCACACCCCGCGCCGCGUCCUUCGUUGAUCUAUCUACCAGAGGCCUCACCCCCCGUCACAGUCUUCUCCAUUGUCCACUCAAAUCUACUCUUCCUUUCUCCUAGCGAUGUCGACACCGAGCCGCUACUCGUUCUGGAGUUUAUGCGCCGAGUCGUGGACGUUCUCGAGGAGUUCGUCGGUGCGCCAUUGCUGUCGACCAAGCUGCAGAUGAACUAUGAUGUUGUUGCGCAGCUUCUGACCGAAAUGUGCGAUGCGGGACUGGUCAGCAGCACGGAAAUCAAUACACUCCAGGAAAAUGUAGAGACGCCGAGUUGGAUGAAUAAAUUCUUGAGUGGGGUGGGGUUACCAGGAACAUCAUCACCAGCGCUGGCUCCACUGAAUCCGCUCAAACCGCAAUUACCAAGCGCAGCUGCUUCAGUCUCGGGGCCGGCCAUCCCAUGGCGACGACCUGGCAUACGCCAUACCUCGAACGAGUUAUAUGUCGAUAUAAUCGAAACAUUAUCAGUCACAAUAGCGCCUUCUGGUCGUCUGCUCUCCGCUCUUGUUUCGGGCACAAUUGCAUUUACGGCCAAGAUAUCCGGAGUUCCCGAUCUUCUUUUAAUACUCACGACACCUGGCGGCCAGAGAGCGCUCAAUCAGAAAAUGGAACUUCCAGUAUUCCACCCUUGUGUUCGACUUGCGCGAUGGAGGGAACGGCCCGGAGAACUGAGCUUUGUGCCUCCUGAUGGUCGUUUUAUACUUGCUGGAUACGAAGCAGAUCUUCUACCGAUAGACACAAACGCCGAUUCGCCUCCAAGCCAUAUGGAGAAACUUUUCUUGCCAGCAUUGGUCGAUAUAAAGAAAUCAUUGGGCCCAAGUGGGAAAGAUUUCGAAGUGAGAUUAACCCUCAAUACCAGUUUUCCCGGUUCGUUCUCGAAUUUCCGCCAAGCUGGAGGUGGCCGCAGUGGCUCUGGGAGCUCGACGCCUUCAUUCCUAGGUGUUGGAUCCAGCAGCAACACCCCGUCUGUUCCCGUCCUCGAAGAAGUGGUCGUCCAUGUUCCCAUAUCCAAGGCUGUUCGAAAUAUAACCGAUAUGCGCCCGAGUCGCGGUGAGACCAUCUACUCGCCCGGCGACAACUAUCUAGAGUGGCGAAUACCCACGAAAGAUGCAGGCACGGUGUCCGGAACAGCAACAUUACGCUGCACCGUUCUUGGAUACCAAGAUGAUUUAGAUGAAGCUGAAGCGGAAUUAUUAGCUGGCCAGCAAAUGCUACAAGGCUACUACGACGCCGAUUCCUACCAACAAGACCCAACAACCUACACAUCCGAGUCCCAUCCAAGCGGGAAACCCAAAAAACAGCGAAAACCAAAAUCCUCCUCCUCUUCCUCCAAGCCCAAAAAGACAAAGAAAUCAAAAUCAAAAAAGACCACCGCAUCCGCCGCCGUCAUCAUCGAAGGACAGUCGAAUAUAUCCCCAGACAAGCCAUCCCCAUCAGAAACCCCACCUCCACCAGAUCCGCCCUUUAAAGAAACAGCAUCUCGCAAGGAAAAGCUCCUAUCCGCUCUAAUGCCCACCUCGGCAACCGUCUCAUUCUCCGUAAAGGGCUGGUUGCCGUCUGGAAUAAAAGUCGAGAGCCUAAACAUCGAUCCACGGAAGAGCCGGGGUUUGGGCGAAGGGGUUCGACCGUACAAGGGGGUAAAAUAUCUCUGUGUUAGUCGAAAAGGCGUUGAACGACGAUGUUAG